UUUCCAAACCAAACACUGAUUAACGACACUCAGUAUGAAUCAUGCGAGCGUACACGGUCGCUACUAGCGGACUUUCACUGCACCCACGUCCAUUUAAGGGAUAUCCAAACGUCUACUCGCCAGUGUCGGUUCUCGUGGACAGAGCAUUUUGGGGAUUUCGGAGAGGUCGCUGGUGGUAGAGUUUUUGAACUGUAGGUCCGAGAGGACUUCUUUCACCCGGUGGCCAAUUUGAAUGACAAAGGAACGAACUGGGAGUCAGAAAGACGCGGGUUUGCAAGAUGGAAAAUCUAUCUCUUCUACUCCUGUUUUUAUCGAUUGGUGUAUCCCAUGCCAGGGUGGUGUCUGUGUCCCCUGGCCCUCUGCGCCGGGUGGAGGGCCAACCUGUCUCGCUACGCUGUGAUGUCACUGACUAUGAGGGGCCCAGGGAGCAGGAAUUUGAAUGGACCAUACAGCAGGGGGAGGCGGGGUCUAUCCAAGUAAUCUCCACCUUUGACCCAAACUUCUCGGACGUGUCGCUAAGCGACCGGGUGGCCAGUGGUGACCUGAGUAUGGUGCGGCUGGGGGACAGCGCGGUGGAGCUGAGGAUUCAGGAAGUGAGGUCAUCCGACAGCGCCACAUACCUCUGCAGUACAACCAGUACGGACUCUGUCAUCAGCGGGAACUACGAGGCAGGGGUGACGCUCAAAGUCAUUGCUAACACCCUGAAGGUGGCCCCGGAGGCCCCAGAGCCUGUGGUCCCCGAGGGUGGUGACAUCACCCUCUCCUGCAACGUCACCCGCCACUUCACCGAUCCCACCUACCUGUCCGUCACCUGGUCGCUACGGAGACCAGGCAUCCCAUUGGUGGACAUCAUGACUGUUGGCCCAGAUGGGGGUGUAGUCACAGGAAGUGGCUCCGCCCAGCGCUACGCUGAAGGAGGGCUCCGAUUGGCUAGUCGCAGAGAUGGGGCGUUUGGAUUGGUUGUUGCCGGGGUGACACAGGCUGAUGCGGGGAUGUAUGUGUGCACGGGGAGGGAAUGGACUCACGAGGAAGGAGAUCAGUGGAAGAACAUUGUGGAGAAGACUGUGGAGAUGGGAGCUGUGGCAGUCACACCUACAGCUCGUUCCCUGUCUGUCGUGGCCAAGUCCAACACCACGCUCAACAUGGACGACACCCUGACCCUCACCUGCCUGGUCGCGGCCGGCAACUUGGCCUCCCUGGCCCUGGAGGUCACCUGGCUUGUGGAUGGACGCACAGCGGUCAGCCUGGGCCGUGACGGGGUGGUCUCAAACGGGUCCCCCUCGGUGGGGCUGGAGCGGACGGGGCCAGGGGAGUUCAGGCUGGUGGUGAGGGGGGUAAAGGGGUCUGACGAGGGGAUGUACUCCUGUAGGGUCCGGGCCUGGGUCGGAAGAGGAGGAGGAUGGUACCAAGCUGCAGAGAAGACCUCCAACCCAGUACAGGUUCUAGUCACAAAGAUCAAGCCUAGUUUCGCCGUGACCCUUACCCCCUCGUCGACCCCGCAGGUCACAGGUGACCUCAUAGAGCUGGCGUGUCAUGUGACCAACAUCAUCCACCUCCUUGCAGGGGGCCGACUGGGCGUGGCCUGGGAGUACACACCACUUCCUGGUCCACCCGGCGACCGCCCGACAACCACACAGACCACCCUCCCCAUUGGUUCCCUGGAUGCCCACGGCAACCUGAAGUCUGGGACGCUGUACCGUGACAGGUUGGAGUCUGGUGCCAUCGUUCUGACCCGAGUAGAGCCGGAUACAUUCAAGCUCCGCUUCCUACGCACACAGGAGGUGGACAUGGGGGCGUAUGCAUGCAGUGUGACAGCGUGGAGUCCCUCUAGGCAGGGUGGAAUGGAGAAGGAAGCAGAGUACCUCACCCCCCCUCUCACCGUCCGAUGGGAAUCCAAACGUCCGUCUCUAACCGCCGUGGCGAAGCGUGUGCGUGAGGCGGCGGCGGGCGGAGCCACCUUUGAGAUGAGCUGUACCGUAUCCCAAGAGCACUUGCAGGACCCGGGCUACUCUGUGCUGGUGCAGACUCAGGAGAGCGUGGAUGCUGCCACCAGAACUGUCCUCUCUCUCAGUCCUGACUCUGUACUACAGCAUGGAGGGGCUACAGAUCCUAACCGCAGGGACAGCCUUGUUCUGACUAAGACGGGUCCGGCUGAGUUCUGCUUCCGUCUGGCCGGAGUGCAGCAGGCUGACCGGGGCUUCUACUGGUGUGACAUCACCACCUGGACCAAACAACCAGGCCAGGCCUGGACCAAAGCUGUCAGCGCCAAGUCCAACAAGGUCCAGAUCAACUUCCAGGAGACUGGCCCCUCGUUCGCCGUGGCCAUCCGCUCUGACACCACCACUCUGUAUCCCUGGGAGACCGGCAAGUUGGUGUGUGCCCUGAGCGUCUCUGGAGCAUCCCCCAAGUCAGAUGACCUGGCCUACGAGGUGCGUUGGUACCUCACACGGCUGAGAGGGGGGAAUGAGGGCACCCUACUGGCCAGCGUGGACCGCUUCGGUUUGGUCAAGAAGGAGGCGCGCAACGCCAGCAGUGACGUGUCCCUGGAGCGCACGGACACACACACCUACGCCCUGAACAUCCACGCCACCCAGGACAGCGACAGCGGGGAGUACCACUGCCAGGCCACGCCCUGGUACCGCUCUGCCUCCACGGGGGCCUGGACACAGGGGGCAGAACUCACCUCUACCAGGGUGUUCCUCACCGUACGGUUCCCCAUGUGGGACUCCCUGAAGCUGCCUCUGCUGUACGGUUCUGUAGCCUCUGUGUCCGUGGGGCUCUUCUCUCUCCUCCUGGGCCUCCUCUGUGCCCACUGCUGCUGCCGCAACACCACACACACACCCCGCUCACGCAACAAACUCAUGGACCUAGAGAUGGACUGACUAGCACAGGCCCGCUGGAGCGACCACAGCUUCUCCAGCUGAUGAACUACAAGCCUGUUACCGCGCCGACACAUUACCACGGCAACGGCAGCCAAUUAACCAAUCACAGCCCUUCGGGUGCGCUCCGUGGAGCUUUUUAAGCGCACCAACGGGAGAGGAGCUGUAGAGGGGGGGGAAAAAACACUGAACUGAAUAAACUGCUAAAGAAGAGUGCAGGCUAUCUAGUCUGCCUGUGUGAACGUAUUGAUGUUAGGUAUUGCACAAAACAACCCUGGAGUAUACCUACCAGAGUGGACUUUGUCUACGUUUGUCCUCAAUGAGUUUUUAAAAUUAGACUUUGUUUUUAAAGCUUUAAAUGGAGAUGUGUGUAUACUAGAUUUGUGUGGUUGUCACACCUGAGGCUGGGAAAGAGAGCCGCUUCGCCUGUUUUGUCCUGCCCUGUUCUUGGUGUGAUGUCAUCCUGGUGAGAUGUAAUUUCAGUGACUCAACAGCAACCGGCCAGGUUCCCUGGCGCACGUUGAUGACCUCAGAGGCUCUCCUCUAGAGCCAGUGAAAGACACUGGACCCAGACCUCACCUGCUGUAACCCUCUACACUGACUCUGGUGCUACCCCCACUGUGAAUGACAUUGAUGUUAUGUUGGGCCUAGGGGUUUAUAUUGAUGUUAUGUUGGGCCUAGGGUUUAUAUGGGGCAGGUUGAGGAGCAAGGUGGGCAAUAAGAGAGAAUGGAAUAAUGGUUGUGACUGAGUGGUAUGAUAUUGACUGACAGUCUUAGAGAGGGAGAGAUCAUUUAUAUAGGAAGCAUACAGUAUUAAUGAGUGGAACCAGCUGGAACCUGCAGUCCUCAACACACUGUCCCAGCCAAUACCUGGCUCUAGCUGAAGGAGUUCCAAAGUGGCUUCCUCGUCUCCUCUCCUUCAUCUGCACUGAUCAAUAAACACAGGAUGCCUACCAGUUUCAUUCACAUCAGUGCAGAUGAAGCAAAGAAGACGGGACGAGGAAGCCACUUCAGAGCAUUGAGAUACACCCCUGGAAUGCAAUGGAGAAGGAUGGGGUUAAAACUGUCAACAAACCCAUUCCUAAAAGGAAUAUCCAUGUCACCUCCCAGUUUAGUAGAGCCCGGUCCCUUAGGGAGUCUUCCUCCCUUCUGUCUCUGGUCUGGUACAGUACAAUAGGUGUGUGUCCAUAGAAAUGCCUGUGAUGCGUUUGUAUGGGGCUGGGGCUCUCAGGGCUAUUGCGUGUGUCCCCCUGGGGCUAGUGGUUGACCUAGCAGUAUUCUGCCCAGUGACAGACCAGCCCUACCCUCUACUAAUUGCCCCAACCUAGACCCAGAAGGCCUUUUUUAGAAUGGUCCUGUACCUGAUAUCAACUACCACCUCUGCAAUGCUACCCUGUUUGUACACACACUCCAUAUACUGUCAACACUAAAUAUACACACACACAUAUAUAUAUAUAUAUACUGCUUGAACGUGUACUCCUCUUACCCAAUGCCAUGUACCCCAACAUCUACAUAUAAAAUCACACUCCUCGUACACACGCAUACAACCCUACACACACACACACACACUGUCCUGUAUACACACUGCCAAUGUAACCCUGUGUGAGUGCACCUCUUGUGAGAGGCAACAGCUGUGUCUAGGUUCUGGCCGAGUACCAACUGAGGCUCUGGCUCUGGGAUCUGACCUGGUUUAACUCACUAGCGCCCCCCCACGGGAGAAGAGCUGCUGUGUACCAAUCAAUAAACCAGGGCCCUUUUAAAUUACUUACAAAUUGCAUCCUUCCUUCAUCCUUCCUUGAGCAGUCUCUAAUCUGACAUGACUGGAUUGGUGAAAGAUGUGUAGUGGAACCCUGGCUUACAGCUGUCCUACAUCUGUAUGAGAUCAGACAUUAUUUGAAGGAAAGAGAUGCAUUUUAUAGUAUUCGUAUAAGGCCUCGAGCUGUCCCACUGUGUGGGUGAAAGGUGUCCCUAAGCACUGACCCAAGGUCUGUUCUGUGUGCAACCUCGUAAUUAUUUAGUUCAGGUUUGGACUUGGGGAAGCUGAUCUGAGAUCUAUUCUAAGAACCUCCCUAAAGUAUAGAACCCCAGACACCGAUAGGACAACCCCAGACACCGAUAGGACAACCCCCCCCAAC
Coregonus clupeaformis (lake whitefish) is the source of this 5014-nucleotide messenger RNA. RefSeq names its product prostaglandin F2 receptor inhibitor b (gene ptgfrnb). The transcript has 11 exons. Lineage: Eukaryota; Metazoa; Chordata; Actinopteri; Salmoniformes; Salmonidae. The record is from RefSeq and is a predicted model, not a curated record. Bases 279 to 2882 code for a protein of 867 amino acids.